CAAAGCUCUAGCGAGACAGGUCUCAAGAAUUGAGAUUGCAAAAAUUUAAGUGCAAAGUUGUGAAGCAAAACUAAAAGUGACUUUACUUACCUUUCUUCCAACAAAAAAUUUUCUUUAUAAAAAAGUAUAAACAAAACAUAUAAUUAACGUGUAAAUACACAUUAUAAUUACUGUGGGAUGUUAAUUAUUAUUUACAUCUUAACACUUUUGACGUUUUUUUAUUAAAGACUGACAGUUUGAAGAUAUUUCAAAAACUAUUUUUCACAUUCCACUGCCAUGAAUUUAUUUUCGCGACUUAAACGAUUGGGAGGGGCUUCCAGCAAGAACUCCGUGACACUGCCUGUAACUGGCGUGUCUGCUAAUAAAAGCAACGCUUCUGGCGAAGCUGCGAGUGACUCUGCUGAAGUUUAUAAAACGAUAACGGAGGACAAGUUUCUGGGAGGAAAUUCAGGCCCUGAAAAAGCCGAAAUGGUCCAGGAUGAGAAGACAGCCCCCAACGACGGAGCCGACGAGCAGAUGCUGGGCUCCGGCGGGCUGGAGGACAAGCUGGCCGACCGAAGAGACGAGGUCAAGUUCAUCAAGGGCGACCACCAGAACGGCGAUGCCAAAAUCGAUAUUGGAGCAGUCAACGGAGGAAAGCCAGCUUUCACCGGCAUGAGCAAGGAGGAACUGAUGAAGUACGCCAAUGAUCCGUUCUGGGUCCGUCUCCGUUGGAUCUUCUUCGUGGGCUUCUGGGCCGUGUGGGUGGGCAUGCUAGUGGGUGCCAUUCUGAUCAUCAUCGGAGCUCCCAAGUGCGCCGCUCCUCAGCCAUUGCCGUGGUACAAGCGCGGCCCGCACGCCAAGUUCGCCAGCCUGGAAACUUGCAAGCCAGACGAUGUCCAAUCUGCCAAAAAGAUCCAUGCCGCAGGAGCCAUCUAUGAGUUGCCCGCCGACCUGACCUACAACGUAAAGAAGCCGGAGGUCGAGGAGCAGAUAAAGCGACUGGUGGCCCAGUACCAGGGCAGCGAUACCCGGGUGAUUCUCGAUGUGACCCCCAACUAUGUGGCCAAGGACUCGCAGCUGGUGCAGGAUGCCAUUGCCGAUCCGGAGAAGCGAUCCGCCUUUGUGUGGGUCACUGGCAAGACAACCGUGCCCACCAACUGGCUCAAGGUUGGCGGAACUCGCAGUGCUUGGGAGAAGGUGGGCGACAGCUAUGUGCUCUCCCAGUUCCAGGACGGCUACUACGACCUCAAAAUGAACAGCACCCUGGUACGGAAGGAGUUCGGAGGCGUACUGAAGCAUCUGAUUAGCCUGGGUGUCGAGGGAUUCCGUCUGAACAACACAAAGUUCUUCGUGCUCUCCGAGAAUCUGGAGGAUGAAUUCCCUUCGGCAGCUCCCAAGGACUUGAACCAAGGACCCAGCGACUAUGGAUUCUAUGACCACAAGCAGACCACGUUCCAAUCCGGCCUAGGAGACGUCCUGUAUGAUUACCUGAGCAUCGUGAAGAACGCCUCCGACGAAGCUUUCCUGUCGGUGGCCGAGGAUGUGAUCCAGCCGCAGGUGUAUCAGUUGAGCGAGGUGCCCGGCGUCAAUGGCAUUGAUCUCCCGAUGUACGGUGACUUUGUGAAGGUCCUCAGCAAGUCCAAGCCAGAGAAGUCGCUGCAGAAGGAUCUGGAGAACACACUCUUCCAGGCUGGCAACAGCAGCUGGCUGCAGUGGAACUUUGGGGACAUCUAUGUGGACACACCCCAGGAUCCGUCGGCCCUUUCCCUGUUCCUCUCCCUGCUUCCUGGUGUCCCGGUGGUACCAGUGGACGCCAUUGCGUAUCGAAACGUGACCGAAGAGACCUACAGGCAGAUCGAGCAGCUCCGUAAAUCGGCAUCUUACAUGCACGGCGAGCUGAAGCUGUUCCAAGCCGACUCCUUGGUGGCUUAUUCCAGGCAAAGAAUCAAGUCUGGAAAUCCUGGCUACUUUGUGGUUUUCAAUCCCACCGACUUGCCGCAGUCCAGUAACUUCACAGGUCCUGCCGAGCUUCCCGAAAAGAUGACAGUGUCCUAUUUCAGCGAAGACUACAACAACCAGGACAAUUCCGUCAAGGUGGGCCACGCCGCCAAGGUGAAUCUCAAGCAACUCAAGGUCGCUCCGCACUCGACCAUCAUCCUCACCUACGUUCCGGCCACUACGGAGUAAACGGUUUCCCCCAGCGAAAAUAAUAGCAGCCCUUUGACAUUGGCUUAAAGGCAUAUAUUUAUAUACGGAAUAUAAAUGUGUUUAUUAAAUUGUAACUUGCUUCAUUAACUAUUGAGAUUUAAAGCCGAAAAACAAAACUCUUAAAAAAAUACUUUGCUUAGAACGCGUUAAAGUUCUCUGAUUGUUGAAAACGCUUCAAAAUAAAUUAACUAUUUGCUUGCAUUUAAUAAAAUUUGCUUUAUUUUUUAUA
Drosophila ananassae is the source of this 2419-nucleotide messenger RNA. It is a transcript of the gene CD98hc, whose product is annotated as 4F2 cell-surface antigen heavy chain. The record is from RefSeq and is a predicted model, not a curated record. Gene Ontology annotation, biological process: carbohydrate metabolic process; amino acid transport. Bases 277 to 2169 code for a protein of 630 amino acids. The transcript has 8 exons. NCBI's taxonomy places the organism in Eukaryota, Metazoa, Arthropoda, Insecta, Diptera, Drosophilidae.